Penicillium riverlandense is the source of this 1740-nucleotide messenger RNA. RefSeq names its product alpha-keto acid decarboxylase family protein. The record is from RefSeq and is a predicted model, not a curated record. The transcript has a single exon. The coding region runs from base 1 to 1740 and encodes 579 amino acids. Lineage: Eukaryota; Fungi; Ascomycota; Eurotiomycetes; Eurotiales; Aspergillaceae. Gene Ontology annotation, molecular function: magnesium ion binding; thiamine pyrophosphate binding; carboxy-lyase activity.
AUGGCCCCGGAAAACAUCAAGUUGGCUGAUUACCUGUUCACCCGCCUACGCCAGCUGGGUGUCAACACUGUCUUUGGCGUUCCGGGAGACUAUAACCUCCGUUUGCUGGACUUUGUCGUGCCUGGGGGGCUGCACUGGGUGGGCAAUUGCAACGAGCUCAACGCCGCCUAUGCGUCUGAUGGAUACUCCCGUGUCAAUGGCCUGUCUGCGCUGAUCACGACAUUCGGUGUCGGUGAGCUGUCCGCAGCCAACGGCAUUGCCGGAGCUUAUGCCGAGAGGUCGGCCCUUGUUCACGUCGUCGGGACCCCGCCGCGGCCGCUGCAGAGCUCGCGCGCAUUAAUACACCAUACUUUCUGUGACGCCGAGUAUGGCCGCUUCUCUGCUAUGGCAAAGCACAUCACUGCCGCCCAGGUAUCCCUAUCAGAUUCGCUGUCCGCGCCGGACAAGAUCGAUUGGAUCCUGCAGCAAGCACUCAUUCAUACCCGUCCAGUCUACAUUGAGCUGCCUGAUGAUAUGCCCGAUGUGCUUGUACUGGCAGCAAAUCUUCAGUCUCCUAUCCGGGUACCGACAGGCCCCGGCCCAGUCCUUGAAUCUAAUGUUUUAACCCGCAUCUUGGAGCGAAUGUACAGUGCAAAAAGGCCAGCCAUCUUUGUAGAUGGCGAAAGCAGAGCUCUCAGGAUCUUGGAACAGCUGGAUACCCUCAUCACAUCUACAAAAUGGCCAACUUGGACAUCUGUUUACGGCAAAGGUCUCGUCAACGAGUCCCACCCAAACGUAUACGGAUUGUACGCUGCAGGAUUCGGGGACCAGCUGUCCAAGGAAUACUUCGAGUCUGCGGACUUGAUUCUUACAUUUGGACCACACUACAGCGAUACAAACAGCUAUUCCGGUGCUACUAUCCCUAAAGCCGUGGCGGCAAUUACAUUCAAGCAUAGCACCAUCCAGAUCAAGGACGAUGUCUACCGUGAUAUGUCUCCCAGUAGCGUCCUGACACAGCUACUUCAGUCUCUCGACACCAACCGCCUAGUCAAAGCAACUGGACCAGCCAAGCCAGAGGUCACUACCUCUGAUAUCAAGGGUACCGACAUAAUUGCUCAAAAGAACUUCUACCGCCUUGUAAACCCGAUCUUUCGCGAGGGCGACAUCAUCCUCACUGAGACAGGGACGGCUGCCUAUGGCGGCCGCUCAUUCAAGCUCCCUCCGAAAGCCCGCCUUUUUGGCGCAGUCACCUGGCUCUCUAUCGGCUUCAUGCUUCCCGCUACAUUGGGCGCUGCCCUGGCAAAGAGAGAAGAAAACCAGGCCAGUGGCAGAAACAAUCAGACCGUGCUCAUCAUCGGAGAUGGCAGUUUGCAGAUGACGGCGCAGGAGAUCAGCGUCAUGAUCAAGGAAAAGCUUAACAUCCUGAUCUUCAUCAUUAAUAAUGAGGGGUACACCAUCGAGCGUGUGAUCCACGGACGGAAGCAGCCCUACAACGAUGUGCCUUUCUGGCGGCAUACGCAAGCACUAAACUACUUCGGUGCCGAUAACGACCUAGUCUCGAAUAACACCUUUACUGUAAAGACGUGUGCGGAGCUGCAGGAGGUUCUGAAGAAUGAUCGGGUGCGUAGUGGGCAGGGUGUUCGGAUUGUGGAGGUGCUCAUGGAGAGGGAAGAUGUACAGGGGCCAUUGCUGUACAUGUUGAACAAGCAGAAGACCGAGGAGCAGCAGCAGCAGCAGCAGCAUCAGCAGUCAAAUAACUAG